AUGAUUGAUGAAGGAAAAGAAAUUAAACAAUUAACAGGAAGAAAGUAUCGAAAAAGAUAUUCACAAUUUAGAGAAGAAGUAUAUAUUCUUGAUCGAGGACUUAAAGUAUUAAAUAAAAGAAGAAAUUUAAAAGGAUUUUUAUGGGGAUAUGUUGCUAUUAUAUUAGGAGUUAUUGCAACACUUCUUACACUUCUUUGGAUGGUUCAAUUAGUCCUUUGGACAAUUUUAAAAAUUUUCCCAUUUGUAGAUUGGAUUAUGCAAUGGAUGACAGGUCCAAUAGCAUUCUUUGGAGCAAUUAUUUAUGGAAUUUUUGCAGGAUAUUUGUUGUUGUGUUCAUUUAAAGCUGUUGUAUAUGUAGGAUUUAGAUUUGCAUUAGGAUUUGUAUUUUAUCCAUUUGAAGUAUCUAAUACAUAUAUGAAUGCUUUUUGUUUCAAUGGAAUUCUAUUAGUUCUUAUUGCAUUUGGAGUAAACCAAUUUAGUUCAGAAACAUUUUCUAAUUUCCUUACAGGAAGUUCAUUCCAUUCAUUUAUGGGAGAAGCAAUUACACAAUUAAGAUACGUGAAAUACAUCUACAAGUAUGCACCAUUUGUUAUGCCAAUAUUAUGUGUGUUAAUGUUAGUAUUUAUGUUAUUAUCUAAAUUACUUUGCAAAAACAAGAGAGAGAAAGAUGCAUUAGAUAUUUUAUUGGAAUAUGAAAAUAUUAAACCAACGAAUUAA
Messenger RNA from Entamoeba dispar SAW760, 717 nucleotides. RefSeq lists its product as uncharacterized. NCBI's taxonomy places the organism in Eukaryota, Evosea, Mastigamoebida, Endamoebidae. The record is from RefSeq and is a predicted model, not a curated record. The coding region runs from base 1 to 717 and encodes 238 amino acids. The transcript has a single exon.